CAUAACCGCUUUCCAGACUCCGCCUUCUGGUAGUCUCUAGUUACUGGAGUGGGUGUUCCAGAGCCUGGGUGCACCUGCUCCUUUCCUUCCCUAACAUCUUGCCAAUGAGGGUCGCUGGAAACCGUGGUAAUCAUGAAUCUUUGACGUGAAGGUAACCCUGUGUUUAUGUAGUGAUAAAGUUAUUUUAUUAUGGAGUGGCUAGUAUUUUAAAUAAACAAACACUCUCUUUUUCAUCAUCGGAUGUGCAAAGUCCUUGAAUAGUCUGAGUGGCAGGAAGUUAACGACUGGACCGAUCAGAAGAAUAAGCUUUGGCAUGGAUCUUUAAAUGAUAAUUAGGGCGACAGCUUUGAAGUGUGGAACGGGAAGGAGCAGUGUGUGCUGUAAACACUAGUUGACUUCACCAGAAAAUCAGUUAUUGAAAAAGCCAGUAUGGCUACAGGAGGAGAUCCGUUUGAGGAAGGCAUGAAUGAUCCGGACUUAGCAAGCUGGAGCAACGAGAUGGUCGAUGACCGACUCAAUAACAUGGACUGGAGUGGCCAACAGAAGAAGGCAAAUAGAUCAUCAGAAAAGAAUAAGAAAAAGUUUGGUGUGGAAGGUGACAAAAGGGUAACUAAUGAUAUCUCCCCGGAGUCGUCCCCAGGAGUCGGAAGGCGAAGAACAAAGACUCCACAUACGUUUCCACACAGCAGAUAUGUGACGCAGAUGUCCGUUCCAGAGCAGGCGGAGUUAGAGAAACUUAAACAGCGGAUAAACUUCAGUGACUUGGAUCAGAGAAGCAUUGGGAGUGAUUCUCAAGGGAGAGCAACAGCCGCCAACAACAAACGUCAGCUGAGUGAGAACCGAAAGCCCUUCAACUUUUUGCCCAUGCAGAUUAACACUCACAAGAGCAGAGAUGCUGCUGCAAGCCCCCCCAGGAGACAAGCAGUCGGAGCAGCACAGUGUAAAGAGUUGUUUGCUUCUGCUUUGAGUAACGACCUUUUGCAAAACUGUCAAGUCUCUGAAGAAGACGGGAGAGGAGAGCCUGCAAUAGAGAGCAGCCAGAUUGUAAGCAGGCUUGUUCAAAUUCGCGACUAUAUUUCCAAGGCUAGUUCCAUGCGGGAAGAUCUUGUAGAAAAAAAUGAAAGAUCUGCUAAUGUUGAGCGCCUUACUCAUCUUAUAGAUCACCUUAAAGAACAAGAAAAGUCAUACAUGAAAUUUCUCCAAAAAAUCCUUGCUAGAGCAAAUGAGGAGGAGGAUGUUCGGACUAUAGACUCAGCUGUGGGAUCUGGUUCUGUAGCUGAGAGCACAUCGCUACACGUAGAUGUGCAGUCUGAAGCUUCAGAUACCACGGCCAGGGACCCUCAGCAGGAGCCUGUGGAGGAGAUAGAAGAUCUGAAGAAGCAGCACGAUCUAUUAAGAAGGAUGUUGCAGCAGCAGGAACAGCUGAGAGCUCUGCAGGGCCGGCAGGCUGCUCUCCUGGCCCUGCAGCACAAGGCGGAGCAGGCUGUGGCCGUGAUGGACGAUGCUGAAAAGGCUGCAGGGACCACAGCUGACCAUCCCACUGCGCCGGGCAGACAGCCAGCUCGCUCGCCUUUGCAUCAGAGAGUACCUUUACGAGAAACUACAGGUAGUCUAUCAGGAAUCAGUAUAACAUCUGAAUUAAAUGAAGAAUUAAAUGAUUUGAUUCAGCGUUUUCAUAAUCAGCUCCGUGAUUCUCAGCCUCCAGCUGUUCCAGACAAUAGAAGACAGGCAGAAAGUCUUUCAUUAACAAGGGAGGUUUCCCAGAGCAGGAAUCCAUCCGUUUCGGAACGUUCACCUGAUGAGAAAGUCCAGCUUUUCAGCAAAAUGAGAGUGCUACAGGAAAAGAAACAGAAAAUGGACAGAUUGCUUGGAGAACUUCACACACUUCGAGAUCAGCAUCUGAACAAUUCUUCAUUUGUACCGUCUGCAGCCUCCCCUCUGAGGAGUGUGGAUCAGAGAAGUACAUCUUCCGCUCCCUCUGCUCCUGGAGGCUUAGCAGCAGUCGGCAACGGAGAGCCCACUAGCCUCACGUCGUCUGUUCCUUAUCCAACUGCCGCUCUCGUUUCUCAGAAUGAAAGUGAAAACGAAGGCCAUCUAAACCCAACUGAAAAACUCCAGAAGUUAAAUGAAGUCCGAAAGAGAUUGAAUGAACUAAGAGAAUUAGUUCAUUAUUACGAACAGACAUCAGAUAUGAUGACAGACGCUGUGAAUGAAAACACAAAAGAUGAAGAAACUGAAGAGUCGGAAUAUGAUUCUGAGCAUGAAAGUCCUGAGCCUGUCACCAACAUUCGAAAUCCACAAGUAGCCGCCACCUGGAAUGAAGUAAAUACUAAUACGAAUGCACAGUGCAUUUCUAAUAAUAAGGAUGGGAGAUCAGUUAAUUCUAACUGUGAGAUUAACAACAGAUGUGCUGCCAGCAUGAGAGCUCCAAACCUGCCUUCUUCCUUAGACUGUCGGUACAAUAGAGAGGGAGAACAUGGGAUCCACGUGGCGCCGGGUGAGGAGGAUGACGAGGAAGAGGAAGAUGCAGAAGAGGAGGGAGCCAGCGGAGCUUCCUUGUCCAGUCAUAGGAGCAGUCUGGUUGAGGAGGCUCCAGAAGAUGCUGAAUUUGAACAGAAGAUCAGUAGACUCAUGGCUGCAAAACAGAAGCUUAGGCAGUUACAAGAUCUUGUUGCUAUGGUACAGGAUGAUGAUGCAGAUCAAGGGGUUACCUCAGCCAAUACUUCAAACUUGGAUGAUUUUUACCCGACAGAAGAAGACACCAAACAAAAUCCAAAUAACACUAGAGGAAUUGCCAACAAAACGCAGAAAGAUGCCGGAGUGGAUGAGAAGGAAAGAGAGCAAUUCUACGAGGCCAAACUACGGCAGCAACAGAGAGAGCUCAGGCAGCUGCAGGAAGAAAGAAGGAAACUGAUUGAGAUCCAAGAGAAAAUUCAGGCCUUGCAGAAGGCAUGUCCUGACCUACAGCUGUCAGCCACAAGUGUGGGUAAUUGUCCCACAAAAAAUUAUCUGCCAGCGGUUACUUCAACACCAACUGCUCACGAAAAUGACACUAAUACAGGCAAAUCUGUGUUGGAGCCCGAGGAGUCUUCAGUGGUAGAUAACGAGCUAUGGACGGAAAUGCGAAGACACGAAAUGUUAACGGUAGAGCUGCGGCAGAGAAGAAAGCAGCUGGAAGCUCUGAUGGCCGAGCAUCAGAGACGGCAGGGUCUAGCUGAGACUACAUCUCCAGUCGCUGUCUCGGUCAGAAGCGAUGGGUCUGAGAACCUGUGUACGCCUCAGCAAAGUAGGACAGAAAAAACGAUGGCAACUUGGGGAGGUUCUACUCAGUGUGCGCUGGAUGGAGAAGACGGUGAUGAAGGUGGUUACCUUUCCGAGGGGAUCGUUGGGACAGAUGAAGAGGGGGAAGAGGAAGAGCAAGAUGCCAGUUCCAGUGACAGCUUCUCUGUGUGUCCUCCUAACAGUGUGAAUCGUAAUUCCUAUAACGUAAAGGAAACUAAAAACAGGUGGAAGAACAAUCGUCCUUUUUCAGCAGAUGGAAAUUACCGUCCUUUAGCCAAGACAAGGCAACAGAAUGUCAGCAUGCAACGUCAAGAAAACCUUCGCUGGGUGUCAGAACUCUCUUAUGUAGAAGAGAAAGAACAAUGGCAAGAACAAAUUAAUCAGCUAAAGAAACAGCUUGAUUUCAGCGUCAGUAUCUGUCAAACUCUGAUGCAAGAUCAGCAGACUCUGUCUUGUCUGCUGCAGACUCUUCUCACGGGUCCUUACAGUGUGAUGCCCAGCAAUGUAGCCUCUCCUCAGGUGCACCUUAUAAUGCACCAGCUGAACCAGUGCUACACGCAGCUCACGUGGCAGCAGAAUAAUGUUCAGAGGUUGAAGCAAAUGUUAAAUGAACUUCUGCGCCAAGAAAGUCAGCACCCUGAAAAACCUGGAAGCAAGGAACGAGGCAGCAGUGCAUCACACCCUGCUUCUCCCAGUGUGUUUUGUCCCUUCAGCUUUCCAGCACAGCCUGUAAAUCUGUUUCCUCUACCUGGAUUUACUAAUUUUUCAUCAUUUACACCAGGUAUGAAUUUCAGCCCUUUAUUUCCUUCUAAUUUUGGAGAUUUUUCUCAGAAUAUUUCUACACGCACUGAACAGCAGCAGCCAUUAGCCCAGAAUCCUUCAGGGAAAACAGAAUACAUGGCUUUUCCAAAACCUUUUGAAAGCAGUUCUUCUGCUGGAGCAGAAAAACAAAGGAAUCAAAAACAGCCUGAAGAGGAGGUGGAAAACAGUAGGCCACCAUGGUUAUACGACCAAGGAGGCGAAGUGGAAAAACCAUUUAUUAACGCUGGAUUCGCAGCGUCUGUAGAGAAAACUACAAAUAGUAAUCGCAAAACUCACUUUGACAGCAGCAGGAGAAGCCGCCAGUUUGAUGAGGAGUCGUUGGAAAGCUUUAGCAGUAUGCCUGAUCCCAUUGAUCCCACAACAGUGACCAAAACAUUCAAGACGAGGAAAGCAUCCGCACAGGCCAGCCUGGCUUCUAAAGACAAAACCCCUAAACCAAAGAGUAAGAGGAGGAGUUCCACUCAGUUGAAAAGCAGAGUCAAAAACAUUGGGUAUGAAAGCGCCAGUAUGUCUAGCACAUGCGAACCUUGCAAAAGUAGGAACAGACAUUCAGCUCAGACUGAAGAGCCUGUUCAGGCAAAAGCAUUCAGCAGGAAGAACCACGAGCAGCUGGAAAAAAUAAUAAAAUACAGUAGGUCGGCAGAAAUAUCUUCAGCACAUGCUAGGAGAGUACCACAGCAGGCUAACAGAAAUGCAUGCAAUGAAGCGCCAGAAACUGGGAGUGAUUUUUCCCUAUUUGAAGCUUUGCGGGAUACCAUUUAUUCUGAAGUAGCAACGUUAAUUUCUCAGAACGAAUCUCGUCCACAUUUUCUUAUCGAACUCUUCCACGAGCUUCAGCUACUUAAUACAGACUACUUGAGACAGAGAGCUUUAUACACACUGCAGGACAUAGUGUCGAGACAUGUUUCGGAGCGCCGUGAGAAAGAAGAGCAAGAUGGGAAGUUGGUGAAUUCUGGUACCUGGAUAGCAUCCAACUCAGAGCUGACUCCCAGUGAAAGCCUGGCCACCACCGAUGAUGAAACCUUUGAGAAGAACUUUGAGAGAGAAACACAUAAAAUAAGUGAGCAAAACGAUGCUGAUAAUGCUAGUGUCAUGUCUGUAUCUUCAAAUUUCGAGCCUUUUGCAACAGAUGAUCUAGGCAACACUGUGAUUCACCUAGAUCAAGCAUUAGCCAGAAUGAGGGAGUAUGAGCGGAUGAAGACGGAGGCUGAGAGUAACCCGAAUCUAAGAUGCACCUGCAGGAUUAUUGAGGAGGAAGAUGGUGCUGCUGCCACUACUGCAGUUAACAGUGUAGAAGAGACUCCCGUUGCUGAAAAUCAUAGUUCACAACAGCCUGCAAGUGAAGUUUCUAACAUCCCUUGUCCUCGAAUUGACACUCAGCAGCUGGACCGGCAAAUUAAAGCCAUUAUGAAAGAAGUCAUUCCUUUUUUGAAGGAGCACAUGGAUGAAGUAUGCUCUUCUCAGCUUCUAACUUCAGUAAGACGCAUGGUUUUGACCCUUACCCAGCAAAAUGAUGAGAGCAAAGAGUUCGUAAAGUUUUUUCAUAAACAACUUGGGAGUAUAUUACAGGACUCACUUGCGAAAUUUGCUGGGCGAAAACUGAAGGACUGUGGAGAGGAUCUUCUUGUUGAGAUAUCUGAAGUGUUGUUUAAUGAAUUGGCUUUCUUUAAGCUCAUGCAAGAUUUGGAUAACAACAGUAUAACUGUUAAACAGAGAUGCAAAAGGAAAAUAGAAGCAGCUGGAGUGAUACAGUCUUAUGCCAAAGAGGCCAAAAGGAUUCUUGAAGGAGAUCGUGGCUCACCUGCUGGAGAGAUUGAUGAUGAAGACAAAGACAAGGACGAGACUGAGACAGUCAGACAGACUCAGACGUCUGAGGUACGUGACGGUGAACGCCCCAAAAAUGGGACAUCUGACCCUUCUGACCAAGAGGAAGAUGAAGAAAGCGAAGGAUGUCCAGUGUCGAUUAAUUUGUCUAAAGCCGAAACUCAGGCUCUGACUAAUUAUGGAAGUGGAGAAGAUGAGAAUGAGGAUGAAGAAAUGGAAGAAUUUGAAGAGGGGCCUGUAGAUGUCCAGACUUCGCUUCAGGCCAACACUGAAACUACAGAAGAAAAUGAACCCGAGCAGGUUCUACAGCAUGACUCCGAAAAAACAGCAGACAGCAAAAAUAUCCCAACAGAACAAGAACCCACUAUUAUUAAAGAUGACCAGGCUGGCACUCCUGUGAAACCCUGUUACCUCCAUAUCUCGGAAAAUGAGCAGCCUCCAAGUAGUGCUGCCCGGAAGGACUCACUGGUCACCCCUGAAUCAUGGAAGCAGCCUGACCCUUUGCCAUUACCGUUCCCUGAAGGUGACACCUUAGUGCCGGGAGUCAAAGAGGCGAAAUCUGCCCAGGAAACUCCCGAGAGCUCUCUGGCGGGCAGUCCUGACACCGAGUCUCCUGUGUUAGUGAAUGACUACGAAGCAGAAUCUGGUAACAUAAGUCAAAAAUCUGAUGAAGAAGACUUUGUGAAAGUUGAAGAUUUACCACUUAAACUGACAAUAUAUUCAGAGGCAGAUAUUAGGAAGAAAAUGGUAGAAGAGGAGCAGAAUAAUAAUUUAUCUGGGGAAAUACUACGUGAGACACAAACGGAAGAAUUAGCUGGGAAUUCUCAAAAACUGAAAGAACCUGAAACAGUGGGAGCCCAGAGUAUAUGAGACGUCUUCAGAAGCUUAUCUAACUCUCUUCACACAGCCAAUGCAUAUAUGAAAAUGGCACUAAAUAAACAUCUGUUUUGAUCUGUAUAAAACUGUUAAUUAGUUUGACACUGCGUUUUUGAUAGGUGUACUAAUUUCUGCCCAUGGCAGUUUAAAACAUCAGAAAUUGAAUUCUGCAGAUUCAGGCCUUGAUACACACUGUGUUUUCCUUUCAUUUGCUUUUUUUCUCCCCGUCUUAAUCUUUUUACCCCCAUUGUGAUGUUUCGUAACAUUAAAUUUAAAAUGUAGUUUUAAAUAAAGUUUGAACUUGUCUGUAAAGUAUCUUUUUGGGAAAUUAUAUACAGCAGGUAUUGUAUACAGCAGGUCACUAUUCUGUAUACUUAGGCUGUUGAGAGAAGGAAUGGUAAAGAGUCAGAAGUUAGAGAAAUGUGCUGUUUAUUAUAAAGCCCAGCCUGAUCUUUCUCAUUAGGCCAGGCUCUCAGCUAAUGCCAGUGUUGCUGCUGUUGAGUCUGCUGUUCUUUUAAACAUCUGCAUGGCCUGUUCCUGGAAGAAUAGGGCAGGUGAUAAAGAUAUCCAGGAUAUCUGUAGGUUAGUGUGGAAUAUAUGUAUAUUAAUACUCUAUUCAAAUUGGUAAAAAGGUUUCGAAUCCAUGUCUGUGGUACCUGGAACUUAAUUAUCUAUUAGAUAAAUAUUAGUAUUUUCCACAAUUUCCAUUCUUAUGUCGCUUUAGACUAAAAAAAGAAAAAAGCUUUAUAUAAUUAGUAUUUCUGCACAGACAAGUAACACUGUGAAUAGUUUUAAAUGAAAAACCAAAUUCUUUCCAGUAGGGAUUAAUAGAAGUAAAUUUAUAUACCAGAGCAUUGAGGUUCUGUAUACUGUCAGACAGACUUGUCCCUUUAGAGAUCAUAAUCGAAGACCAGAGCACGGCAGCUGCUUUGCGAGGUCAUAGGAGAUGGCAGGCUCUCAGUGACAUAUUCAGUAAAGAGAGCUCACAGGACUUCUUCCUCAUGAAGCAGGUCAGCUUUUAAAGGUGAUUGAUAACCCCACACUUGCCGUGUACUCAGGAAGGCUCCAUAGAUCCAGUUAACAGUUAAUCAGUCAACCUUAUGGUUCUUCCUUGAAUAAAAUAUGAAGACUUAGUUACAAGUCUUUUAAAUUUGGUUACAAUUAACUGAAAUACCCCACAGGAAAAGAAUGUGGUUAGUAUUCCUUUAAAAUACUUAUUUAUUCGAUACCUCCGUGUGAAACUAUGGCCAAUCAGGGAAUGUUAAAUGAAGAUUUCCCUAGGAGGACAUUUACUGUAUCACUGCUUAAAUUAUGUAAGACAUACCUCCAAAUUCAACAAACCAAUUCAGAAAACAACCAUUCCAAAAUCAAGAAUUCUUAGCCAGUUGGCCUUCCUUCAGGAAGAUUGAAACAGUAAGUCACAUUAUAUGUGUACCCAGAUUCUACGUUUGUUUUCUAGACUCCGAGCAGGAAGAAGGGGACAGCUGCAUUCUGGUACUCAAACCAAGCCUUGCCUACUGUGGCUGUCUCUCUGUGUGUGCCUGUCAGAGACAGAUACGGAGGAGGACUCGUACGCCCGUCUGGGUUGUUAGUGUCGUACCUGGGAACCUUAUCAAAGUUGUUUGUUUGACUUGUGUUACAGCUGCUGUUACCUAGUCUGUUACUUUCCUUUUUUAGUAUAUAAUUUAGUUUUAAAAUGUCUGUGACUUGAGAGCAGGUAACUUGCUUCACAUGUUUUCCCCACUAAUUAAUUGCUAAACGGUUAGGCGUUAAAUGCUCUCGUUUGCCUUAAUUUUUUAAGUUAAAAAUUUGAUUAGAGGUAAAGGGAGAAAUGGUCAAGAUGAGAGAGAGAGAAGCCUGUGCAGGGAGAUGAUACCUGAGCAGAGCUGGUCGGGUUGGCUGCCUCUUCGCCUUUUGUAGCCCUCACCUUGGAUCAACUGCUUUCUCACUGUUAAUAAACGUAUGUCUUACAUACAAGCCUCAGUUGCAUUUUCACUGAAAUUGACAUGUGCAGUUAUGCUUUAGAAUCCAGAGUUGUGGCUUAUGUGACAGUUUUAAAUGUUUAAAAAAAAAAAUGAAGACAUGCGAAAUGACGUAUUACCUAGCCAGAGAGAUUUAUUAAACUUGAGAUCGUUUUUCCUGUAGUACGGAUGUGCUGUAAUAAAUUGUGGUUGUAAUCCCGUUUGGGAAUUGGUUCGCUUUGUUAGUGAGGCGGUAUUAGUGUGGGGUGUGUCUCAAAGUCCAUCUCUUUUGAGAUGAAAGAGCAGAUGAAGCAAGCAAGAAUAAAUGGAGGGGAGGAGAACAGCCACAUGAUGGCCAAGGAAUUUAGGAAUAGAAGCUGGAAAGAGACGAGGACCUUCCCCAGAGCGGACGCAGAGAGCGCCUUCCUCUAGGGCCAGCACCCUGAAUUCGGACUUCUAGCCUCCUAAAGUGUGAGAAAAUAAUUUUCUGUUCGUUAAAACCACCCACUGGUGGUAUUUCUGGUAUAGCAGCUCUAGAUACCCAAGACGCCCCCAUGCUCUGAAUAAGGCCAAGCCUACCAGUGGGCACAUCCUCCAUAUAAAGUAACCUGCACCCAGGGCACUGCAAGGGAAACUGCCUGUGUUGAUCCUCGGCGGGAGGACUGGCCCUGAGUGCACAUUCCAGUUCUACUCUGUCCUGUAGGGCCGCUCGAGUCAGAAUCAACUGCACAGAACGACAACAACAGGGCCUGCAAAACCCUGGAGACAAGAAUUUAAAGUGGUCGUGCCCUCAGGCCCUGGCAGAAGUAAGUCCCGUCCUCUCUGAAAGACCCCAUCAUCAUCCCAGGCCUCAAAGAAUGUCCACAGGUAAGAUGCCAUGAAAAUACAUGACCACUGCUAACCGGAAAGGUAGGCAGUUCAAACUCACCAGCCACUCUGG
Trichechus manatus latirostris (Florida manatee) is the source of this 9705-nucleotide messenger RNA. It is a transcript of the gene PCM1, whose product is annotated as pericentriolar material 1. The coding region runs from base 430 to 6798 and encodes 2122 amino acids. The transcript is spliced from 42 exons. The record is from RefSeq and is a predicted model, not a curated record. Lineage: Eukaryota; Metazoa; Chordata; Mammalia; Sirenia; Trichechidae. Gene Ontology annotation, biological process: microtubule anchoring at centrosome; intraciliary transport involved in cilium assembly; cilium assembly. Gene Ontology annotation, cellular component: centrosome; ciliary basal body; centriole.